Molecule: messenger RNA, 441 nt
Organism: Aspergillus bombycis
Lineage: Eukaryota; Fungi; Ascomycota; Eurotiomycetes; Eurotiales; Aspergillaceae
Exons: 2
Coding region: 1-441 (146 amino acids)
Cellular component (GO): extracellular region
Source: RefSeq, a predicted model, not a curated record
AUGUACACCCCAUCCAUCAUCCAAGGGCUCCUCCUCGCCAUCACCCUGGUGUCCUCCUCCGAAGCUGCACUCGGAAUCAACUGCCGCGGAUCAGCGAACUGCAACACCUUCGGCAACACCCAGAUGGCCUUUCAGCUCAAACGCGCCAUCGACGGCAUUGACCCCAACCGCUGGUACAAUAAUGGUGAGCACAUCGCCUGUGUCGGAUCCGGUGCUCGCAUCACCGGCAAUGGCGGAUUCUGUGCGUUCCUACAGAACACCGGUGGCACCAAUGGUGCUGUGAUCAAGAGCCUGGCUCACUAUAUUCCGGAACAUGGAUGCAAGGUUUGCGGAAGUGUGCCGUAUUUCUAUCCUCAGGGCAAUAAUAAUGUGGAUGAUGGGGAGCUUACCUUCAAUUAUGUGGAUAAUGCGUGUACGAAGGAUGAAGCAAAGCUUUGUUGA